UUUAGCUUUAUAAAAUCACAUUUUGACACUAACCUUUCUCCCCCUUCCUCUUCCUCUUCUUCCUUUUCCACUAGAAACCACACCACUCUGUUCCUCUUCCUCACUGCCCCUCUUCCUCUUCUUCCAUUCAUGAACUUCCACUAGAUUUUUCCUUUCAAGGCACAGCUUAAAGUCACAAUCUUUCCAACUUUUGGAAGAAAAAAGAGGGCUUUUGGUUUCAAACAUUUCUGGUUUCUGCUCCAAAAUCAAAGAUGAUAGCUAGCUCCUUCUGCAAUGCUGAUUCAGUGUUUUCAAGAGAAGAGGGGAUAGAUGUUAGAAAAAUGAUCGGACAUAAAAGGAGUCCAUGCUCUGUUGAUCAGAGCAGUUAUACCUCUAUUGCAUCUAAAAAGCAAAAGGCUGAUUUAUCUAUGAGUUCUAAGGAUAGGAAGGAAAAGGUUGGAGAACGAAUUGUUGCUCUUCAGCAGCUCGUUUCCCCAUAUGGAAAGACAGAUACAUCUUCUGUUCUUAAUGAGGCGAUGGAAUACAUAGGAUUCCUUCAUAAACAAGUUAAGCUGCUCAGUGCUCCUUACCUGGAGAGUUCACCAGCAACCAUGAUGGAGGGCAUAGAGCCAUGCAGCCUGAGGAAUAGAGGAUUAUGUCUUGUUCCAGUCUCAAUUACUAUGGGAGUUGCUGAGAGCAAUGGUGCAGAUAUCUGGGCUCCAAUCAAGACCACUUCACCAAAAUCUGAGAAGGAUAUUGUCUCACAAUUUCAUUGACAAAUUUUGUCCAAGUUGCGAAGCUAAUCUUGUAGCUUGGAAAUUUAUCAAAUUAUGUUCUUACAUCUAUGGAAUCUAUCAUCUAUCAUAGUUGCUAAAAUAGUUAGAAGUGUUAAGAAUUCAAUCUAGUAGCAACCCCACGCCUCUAAAAUUUUAAACUGGUGAUGGCGGUAAGCUAUCAAGUUGCCAUAUAUAUCCUUAAUUCUCUGUGCUGAUUAUAAAGUGUAUAUUUAUAAUUUCUAGCUGUACAAUGAUUCCAUGUACUGACUAGCUUAAUGGAAGUUGUUUCAAGAUUUGAUGAA
Molecule: messenger RNA, 1057 nt
Organism: Lotus japonicus
Lineage: Eukaryota; Viridiplantae; Streptophyta; Magnoliopsida; Fabales; Fabaceae
Product: transcription factor bHLH153
Exons: 7
Coding region: 252-755 (167 amino acids)
Biological process (GO): regulation of transcription by RNA polymerase II
Cellular component (GO): nucleus
Molecular function (GO): protein dimerization activity; RNA polymerase II cis-regulatory region sequence-specific DNA binding; DNA-binding transcription factor activity, RNA polymerase II-specific
Source: RefSeq, a predicted model, not a curated record